CUACUACUUAAAGUUUAAUUUUGACUUGGGUCUCAUGAAGAAGUUGGACUAGGGGAAAUUACUGUUCUGAUUAUUUUGUUUGUUGUUUGUUGUUUUUUAAAAGAUUUGAAGUCAAAGUUUUUUUUAAAAAUGUUGGACCGGGGAAUAAUUUACUUAUAAUUACCAAUCAUGAUUGUUGGGUUGUUAUUGAGUGAAACCUUGUUUUGUUCUUUGUUGAGUUAGUUAGAAAACGGUUACAGUGUAAAGAAGAGAAUUCAUGAAUGAGGGAAAAUGAUUCUCAUUAACUUGCAAAGUAGCAUUACAAUUGCUUAUAUAGAUGAAGCAAGGCUAAGAGGCCUUUAGCUCAAGCUCUAAGCUAACAGAUGAUAUUUCAUCUUUUACUACUUUUUUUUUUUUUGACAAAUCAUCUUUUACUACUUAGUUACACACAAUUAACAACUAUAGGGAAUUAAUACAACUCUUAACAUUCUUCUUCUAAACAUGGCUUUCCUUGUUAUUAUGGCGUAAAGGCAGCAAAAGUGUUGAUGACCAACUAGUUUUAGCUUACUUUUGGCUUCACGUUUAUAGGGGACAAAAUUAAAUUUUCAGAUGUAAAAUUGAGUUUUACAUGUUUGGUUACUUUUAAAUAUAGUUAAUUUUUCCCCCAGAACUAUUAAUGCAGAGAAAAUUUUACAGCACAAAAUGUUAAGCGUUGUGUUGUUGCUCAUGUUGAUGAGUGGGGUUAUGAAGAGAGAAUGAUGGUGGAAGAUUUGUUUAAAAAAGAAUCUAGUGUUUGAGUGACUAUAAUAAAAGUGUGCUCCUUAGUUUCAAAAGUAACUUGUGUAUGGUGGGAAAAGCUAGCAUUGUCCCAUACUAGCAUUAGUUAAUCAACCCAACCCUAACCUCAUUGGUUUGGUUUGGUUUGGAUGACUUUUUAAAAAUCAACCGAACCAAACCAAACCAAACCAAACCGCAUGUAUUUUUAUCUUGCGGUUAGGAUGACUUUUAUGCUCAAAACCGAACCAAACCGUACCGUGAACACCCCUGAAUACCACCAGCUUUAUCUGUCUUAAUGGAUAAAUGGAGGCUCGGUCAUACUAUGCAUAGAGGCCCCCCCUGCAUAGAGUGUACCUUUAUCUGUAAGCUGUUACAACAAGAAUAGAGUAUUAUUUAAUGGAUGUCACGCUAUACGCAUGGAUCAAAUAAUAUUAUAGAUGCAACAUUACAACUAUAUUAUAUAUGAAGUGAAAGAAAGCAGUGAAAAAGGAAGAAAAGAAAUGGCGGAAGUAAAAGGAAUAGUGAAACACAUAGUCCUCGCAAAGUUCAAGGAUGAAAUCUCUGAAGAACAAAUUGAUGAACUAAUCAAGGGCUUUGCCAAUCUGGUCAAUCUCGUCCCACAAAUGAAAUCAUUCCACUGGGGCAAGGAUGUAAGUGCUGAAAACCUGCACCAAGGUUUUACUCAUGUAUUUGAAACAACCUUUGAGAGUGUGGAAGCCAUUGCAGAGUAUACAGCUCAUCCUAGCCAUGUUGAGUAUGCAAAUUUGUUCGUUGCCUCCUUGGACAAACUGCUUGCAGUUGACUAUAAGCCCACAAUCGUUAACCUUUGAUUUGAUUUGAUUUGGUUUUGUAAUGGACCGUUGACUAUUACUAUUUCUGUUGAGAAUAAACAAUGGAAUUGAUUUCCUCUAUAAAUAAAUGGCUUUUGUGUUGUCACUUGUGUGUACUACAGUCUACAACUCUACAAUGCUCCUUGUUACAU
Molecule: messenger RNA, 1738 nt
Organism: Trifolium pratense (red clover)
Lineage: Eukaryota; Viridiplantae; Streptophyta; Magnoliopsida; Fabales; Fabaceae
Product: stress-response A/B barrel domain-containing protein HS1-like
Exons: 2
Coding region: 1194-1586 (130 amino acids)
Biological process (GO): pollen tube adhesion
Source: RefSeq, a predicted model, not a curated record